AUGUCCGACUCGCAUUAUCAGUCAUCCUCUCGUCCUCUCGCCCCUGCUCCAGGUCGCCUUCUGAAACGGAAUGCCUCAUCCGACGAGUUGGUGCCUGCGCGAAAGCACAAAACCACCGCUUGCAAGGCGUGUAAACGAAAGAAGUUGAAAUGUCGUGGAGAUCCUCCAUGUCAGCAUUGCGUCAGCCAUGGCAUCAAAUGCGAGGUUGACGCAAUGUCCGAUAUGCGCCGGAAAAACGCCAUGGAUCGCAAGCUGGCAAAGCUGGAGAAAGUAGCCGACACGUUGACUCGACUGGUGAACGCCCUGCGCGACAGUGAGAGUCGCCGCGUUUCCCAACUGUUGAAUCUGAUCCGCAGUAACGCCUCGUUCGACGAACUCCAGCUGUUCCUGGAGCAGCAGUUUUCCCGCUACGAGUUGGAGUCGACGCCUGAAUUACGCGAUAUCCAAAGCCAACUCUCCCAGACGACAGACGUUGCGCCCCUGGGAUGGCGCUACCUACGGGUCGACCGGCUGGCCGACGACCCGGUGUACAAGGUUCCCGCGAAGCCGUGGACGGCGGUGACGGACGACAGCGAGCUGGUGUCGCAUCUGGUCUCGUUGUGGUUAACAUGGACGUAUCCCUGGUUUAACUGGCUGGAUGCCGACUGUUUGAUCAAGCAUAUGCAGGAAGGAAAGCUGGAUUCCCGGUUCUGCUCACCUUUCCUGGUCAAUGCCAUUCUCGCGGAAGCAUGUUAUUACUCCGACUACGAAGAAGUAUUUACCGUUCCCGGCGACAUGCUCACUCGAGGCGACCAAUUCUUCGACGAGGCCCGUCGUCUGUUCGAGGCCGGGGAAGACGAAGGCGACUCUCCCAGCCUGCCCACUAUCCAGGGGCUCAUGAUCCUAUUCGUUCGAACAUCGUUGAUGGGCAAAGAUCGAAUGGGAUGGGUCUAUUUGGAUCUGGCCGCCCGGGGAGCCCAAGAGUAUGCUGCGUCUCAUCCUCCUCACGCGAUGGAAGACGCAGAAGAACGAAGGGCGAUUGACAGGACCCUUUGGGGCAUUUUCAGCAUGGCUUCAACGGCGUCCGUAUCUCUGAUGAAGCAUUUCGAUAUCCACCCUCCGCGGCAGUCCCCCGUUACUCGGAUCAUCCAUCAACGACAUAAAGACGAUGUCUGGCAACCGUACCCGCGCUCGACCGACGCCGGUGUCCCCAGCCAUAUCUCCUGCGUGUUCAACCGGUGGUGCGCGAUCGCCUGCAUCACCGUUGAGAUUUCCCGCGCGUUUUACCAAGAAGAGGACCGGAUCCCUCGAGCCGAGAUGCUCCCUUUCGUCAAUGACAUCUACCAGAAAUUGCAGGACUGGUACGCAGACAUGCCGGAGUGUCUUUUGGUCGAGAACGCCACCGUUCCUCACGCCCUUAGUCUCCACCUCUUCUACCACACGACCGUAAUGCAGAUCUUCGGCCUCCUCAAAGCCAACAAUGAACACCUCGAUCCCGAAACCAUCCAGAGCGCCCGCAACAUCUGCAUCGAGAACGCCCUUCGCAUUGCCCAUCUCAUCGGCAUCCAUCGCGACAAAUGGGGCAUCGGCCGCAUGGCCCCCUCCACCAUCCAGUGGCUCAGCAUCGGCAUGUUCACCCUCCUUGAGGCCCUCGAUUCGCCCGACCAUCGCAACCGCGCCGCCUUCAUCGAGCUGUGCAUCGUCGCGCGGGCCAUUGCACGCCGCUUCCCGCUGGCCAAGGGGAUCCUGCGCAUGAUCCAGCUCUCGGCGAACCAGAUGCAGGUCGUCUUGCCUGCCGAGACGGAUGCCCUGUUUACGGACUUUGAGACGCGCAGCUGGGAGGGUAAGGAUCGGCAUACGUUUAGUACCUUCUACCCGAACUUUGUGACGGCGGUGCGGCAGGGGGCCGCGCGCGAGGGGGAUGUGUCGAUGGAUCGGUUUCUGGAGAAAUGGGAUAGUUUGGCGAUUUCGGACUCUAAGGAGGAGACGCCAACGGAAAAGACCGACGGAAACGAUGGUUCAUGA
Aspergillus lentulus is the source of this 2004-nucleotide messenger RNA. NCBI's taxonomy places the organism in Eukaryota, Fungi, Ascomycota, Eurotiomycetes, Eurotiales, Aspergillaceae. The record is from RefSeq and is a predicted model, not a curated record.